Messenger RNA from Knipowitschia caucasica, 1545 nucleotides. NCBI's taxonomy places the organism in Eukaryota, Metazoa, Chordata, Actinopteri, Gobiiformes, Gobiidae. The record is from the annotation of a GenBank genome assembly.
AUGCCUACAAACACCCGGUCAUACCUCCGCGUCGUCGACUUCCACGCCGACCGCAUACCACACGCAUCUCAAGAUGACAAAAUAUUCUUGAUUAGACUCACGUCCAAUGGAGAGGUGAAUGACUUCAUCGAAAGGCAACCAAAGGCUAUAAAACAAGACUACAACGAGCUCUGCAAAGCCAUCCUAGCAGAAUACUCUGACUACGGCGCCUCCGGGACCCUCACGGCAGCCAUGGCAGUCAAACAAGCUCACAGCGAGCUUGCGGAAUGCUACUACCACAGGUUGAGACAGGCCUACUUCGGCAACCGAAACUACAAAGGGAUGGAGGAAGAUACAAAUUUCAGGGCCCUGUACCUCCAAAACCUCCACCCCAACCUUAGCCAACUACUGGGCGUGCGAAGCCGCAAACCCAACCUACGGUGUACAGCGUGGAAAACCACAUGGAACUCGAGGGCGCACCAACGGCCCAAAAACACAAAUGGGAAACUGACCGCGGACCCCAAAGGAAUAACCAGAGACACGCGGACCCGAAGAACGGACAGCCACGCGACCAGAAACUCCCGCAAUAUGGCGAGAGACGCGCCGGCCAGGCGGACGGGGAAGACCGUGCGCCACAACGGUCCCGCUACAACCAUAAAUAAGAGCAACCUUUCCAGAGAGGAACAAUCCCUCCUCCGCACGCUCCUGCGCAAAGCCAGAGAGAAGAAGACAGACAACGCCGACGUGUUCGCAGUGUCCGUGUCGGAUGACGCCGGGGACGCUCCCUACCAGAUGGACGACGACCUCAGCGAACAGGAGCCGGAUGACGACUACUCCAACGCACAAACUGUGGACAUCCGCUACGACCAGAGGGAUGUCAUGGUAAUACAGGUAAACUCCAUCACAGACCCACGAGGGGAUGGCCCUCGACAACCAACUGCGAACCACCAUUCCACCAAUUCAUUGGCGAUCUACAACAAAAAGGUACCUACGGGAAACUACUUGCCCGUGACGCUUGAAGACCAAUGGGAACACGAUGCGCUCGUAGACACAGCUGCCGAUAUCAGCCUGAUUGGCGACGAUCUCUUCGGUAAGUUACAGUCCCUGGCCAGUAAAUCCCACAGAGACCUAAAAACACAGCCGUGCGACUUAGAAAUACGACCCUAUUCCCAGGAAGACACGACCAUACGUAAAAUGGCUCUAAUGCGACUGACCGUGGGCCCCAUGACGCUGGUCCACCCGGUCUACAUCUGCCCAUUCAACGCGCAUCCGCUCCUACUGGGCCAGGACCUUCUAAAUCGGUUUAAGCCUCUAAUAGACUUCCAACGUCUGAAGAUCUGGGCACAGGUCCGGGAGCCCUUGCCCAUUCCGCGCCCGUUGGGCAAGAACCACCGCUACUUCAUAGACGCGCCGCCCGCGAACGGCCCACAGCCCGCUGCGGCACAAACCGAAACCGGUCAAGGGACGCCCACAACCUGCGCGAACGCCGCGCCUACGCGCACGGCCCCCGACCUCGACAGGUUGAUGAACGACAUGAAGGGAAUGAGAAUGUGGAAAAAGUUGUGA